Messenger RNA from Opisthocomus hoazin, 1003 nucleotides. The record is from RefSeq and is a predicted model, not a curated record. NCBI's taxonomy places the organism in Eukaryota, Metazoa, Chordata, Aves, Opisthocomiformes, Opisthocomidae.
AUGGGAAUGCUGGUGAGAGCAGCUGUGCUCAUGAGCCCUCUUCUCUUCUGCAACGCUUUUCUAGACCUGACUGGCCCCAGUGAGAUCAAAGGCGUAUGGAAGGCAUCUGCCACUUUGCCAUGUGCCUAUGUGCCUGUGCAGGACUUUGUGCAGCAAAUGCUCACGUGGAUGGUGGUACAUGACCAGAGCUCCGGCACCAUCUUUCAGAGGGACAGCUCUGGCGACCAGGUUCUCCUGGCCGAGUACAGAGGCAGGGUCAGUGUCCCAAAGGACACCCCGGGGAACGUGUCUCUCCACAUCCUGAACCUGGAAGUCUCUGACAGGGGAACCUACACUUGCCAGGUCACCUGGAAAGCCAGGAACAACAGCCUUAUAGCAAGAGACAUCACCACUAAAGUGGAGGUUGUUAAAGCGUACCGCUGGUUCCGGAGCACCCCGGGCGGGAAGGCCCUGCUCCUGAGCAGCCGGGCCGAGCUGGCGUGGGACAGCCUGCAGCCCUCCGACGCCGGGGAGUACUACUGCGAGGCGGAGAACAGGGUCGGGGCCGGGGCGGUGCGGCGGAGCGAUGCUGUGGAGCUGACAGUGGGAGCACCCGUGCUGUCCCUGCACGUCACGCACUGGCAGUGGGACUGGGUGGGCAAGCGGUGGGACAGGGGGCAGCCCUGGUCCAGGGGGACAUGGUGGGUGGGAUGGCAAGGCACUCGCCACGGCUCCGUCCCCAUUCCCAUCGUUAUCCCCAUGUCGGCAAGAGAUCUGCCUGCAACAACAGUGGCCUCUCGGAAAGAUAUGGGAAUGUCAGGGAGACAGGACCCAACCACAGAUCUGCCCAUAACAGCAGUGACUUCUGAGGAUGGUGUCGGACAUGCAGAAAAGAAUUCCACAACUCAGAAUUUCCAGAGGACUCGCCUCUCCCUCUACCUGGUCAUCCUGAUUGCUGUGGUCUGCAGUGGCGUGGUUUUCCUUGUCAUCUUUCUCAUCGUUUGCAUUAAAAAGCCCAAAGACG